Perognathus longimembris pacificus (Pacific pocket mouse) is the source of this 2142-nucleotide messenger RNA. It is a transcript of the gene Fam234b, whose product is annotated as family with sequence similarity 234 member B. Gene Ontology annotation, molecular function: protein binding. The transcript is spliced from 13 exons. The record is from RefSeq and is a predicted model, not a curated record. Bases 37 to 1914 code for a protein of 625 amino acids. NCBI's taxonomy places the organism in Eukaryota, Metazoa, Chordata, Mammalia, Rodentia, Heteromyidae.
UCCCGCGGCGCGCGCAGGCGCACCGGGUCCUCCACCAUGGCGACGGUGCUGUCGCGGGCGCUCAAGCUGCCGGGCAAGAAGAGCCCAGACCUGGGGGAGUACGACCCGCUCACCCAGGCCGACAGCGAUGAGAGCGAGGACGACCUGGUGCUGGCGGCGCCGCAGAAGAACGGAGGGGUGAAGAACGGCCAGGGCCCCCGGGGAGAGGCCCCGGACUCGGACGCCGAGGGCCCGGGGCCCGCUCCACCCCGGGUCCCCGAGGCGGGCGUCCAGGGCUUCCCGGCCGAGCCUCCGGGGGGCCUGGAGCCCAAGGCCGCGGGGUCCCUGGCGUCCCUGGUGCGCACGGCCGUCUUCCUGCUCACCCUGCUGGUGUCCAUGGUCCUGGUGCUCCUGUGCGCCUUCCUCAUCCCCUGCCCGCCCAGGGACCUGCACAGCGCCUGGAGCCGCCGCCUGGCCUCGGGGGCCGGUGGGGACCUGGCCCCGCUGGACCUGGCCGACGUGAACGGGGACGGCCUGCGGGACGUGCUGCUGGCCGUCGUGAGGCCCGGGAACGGCAGCGGCGGGGGAGGCGUCCCGGGCUCAGACCCCAGCGCCCACCUCCUGUGCCUGUCGGGGAUGAACGGCAGCACGCUGUGGUCCACGCCCCUCCCGGAGGAGGCGCAGCACGUGGCGUGCGUGGAUCUGCAGCCGGGCCUCGACGGGGCGGAAGCCCUGUGCCUGGUGACCGGGACGCGCCGGGCGCUGGGCGCCUACAGCGCCUCAUCAGGUGAGGCCGUCUGGACGCUCUGCCCCAAGCACCUGGCCAACGGCACCGUGGCCGCCCCCGCCGUGCUGCUGCCGGACCUGGACGGCGACGGCGCCCGGGAUCUGCUGCUGCUGGCCGUCGGGGACGCGCAGCCGGACCUGUGCUUCCUGCUGGUGUCCGGCCGCACGGGGACCCCGCUGGGGCGCGCGGUGAAGUUCAACGGCGUGGGGGUGGGGAACCUGAUCGGCCCCCAGGUCUACACCACCGCCAGCGGGGCGGUCUACGUCCUGUUCGGCUUCGGAAACAUCCAGGCCGUGGCCCUGCGAGACCUGUUUGUGCAGGCCCAGAGCCCAGGCCCCCUGCCCACCUCCCUGCAGACGGGGGAGCCCGCGUGGGAACGGCGGCGCGCCAGCAACGCCUCGGAGCUCAUCCCCGUGUACAGCGACGGCGUUGAGCAGCUGCAGGUGGUGAAGGCUCUGGAUGCCAACGGCAGCGACCUGCUCCUCACCACCAGGCAGGGCCUGGUCCUCCUCGGGGGACAGAGCCUGACGCCCCGCUGGACACUGCACCUCCAGGGCCUGCACAGCCAGCCCACCCCGGGGUACUUCACCGAUGACCAGACGCUGGAUUUCCUCCUGCAGAUCAGCGAUGGCAUGGGGACGAGGCAGAUGAUGGUGGUGGACGGCGGCUCUGGCUCCAUCUCCUGGAACCACAGCGCCCCAUGCCGCAUGAAGGAGUCGCCCACCUCCUCCGCCGUGACCUCGGAGCUGAAGUCCGUCUUCCUCUUCUGGGCGGAGGCACUGGCCGUCCCCUCUCCCGACUCGGGUGUCAGCCCGGGAGCGGAGGCCCCGGGUCUCCACCACCUGUACCUGCUGCACCCGGCCUUCCCCUCCAUCCUCCUGGACCUGGCCAACACCACGGGCAUCGUCACUGCUUCUGCGGUGGGCAUCAACGACGUGUGGAAGGACGCCUUCUACGUGACCAGGACGGCGGAGCCGGGCCCCGAAGGCCGCCCGCGGCCCGUGGUGGUCAGCAAGCUCAGCCUGCGCUGGGCGCUCAUGGAGGGCCGCGUGGUCCCGCUGCACGAGGCCGCCGCCGGCGUGGGCCGCGGGGAGCUGCGCAGGUUCCUGUCGCGCAUCAAGUUCGUGGACUCUGCCCCGCAGGUGUAGUCCGACGGGCUGCAGAGGAGAAGAGGGAGCGGGUCACCCCCUCCUGGCGUGAGCACAGCUCCGGGGGGGCCAGGCCUGGCUCUGACCAAGCGGCACACUUUAGUGGUUGGCGUGGCUCCUGGCAUGGCCGGGGGCCCUGACCGGCUCUUUCCUGCAUCACCUGCCCAGGAACUCUGUGCAGAAAGACUUUGGAAAUGUGAAUCUUACAGGGGUUUUAUUUUUAUUUUA